UGUGUGGAGUAAAGUCCUUCUUGGACUUCAUAGAGUCGUUCUCUCUUCUCCUCAGGAACUGCUCAAACCUAUGCCCCAGAGAUGAGGGCCCAGGAGGACCCCCAGGGCCAGACGCAGCAUGAGUCCCUGGGCUCUGCAGGGAAUUUCACCAGGGACUCCCCAACAUCCCGGCCCACAGAGCCCACGUUUGACAUGUUGUACAAGAUCGAGGACGUGCCGCCUUGGUACCUGUGCAUCCUGCUAGGCUUCCAGCACUACCUGACAUGCUUCAGUGGCACCAUUGCUGUGCCCUUCCUCCUGGCCGAGGCGCUGUGUGUGGGCCGUGACCAGCACAUGGUCAGUCAGCUCAUCGGCACCAUCUUCACCUGCGUGGGCAUCACCACGCUCAUCCAGACCACGCUGGGCAUCCGGCUGCCACUGUUCCAGGCCAGCGCCUUUGCAUUUCUGGUUCCAGCCAAAGCCAUCCUGGCCCUGGAGAGAUGGAAAUGCCCCCCAGAAGAGGAGAUCUACGGUAACUGGAGUCUGCCCCUGAACACGUCUCAUAUCUGGCACCCAAGGAUGCGGGAGGUCCAGGGUGCAAUCAUGGUAUCCAGCAUGGUAGAGGUGGUCAUUGGACUCAUGGGGCUGCCUGGAGCCCUGCUCAGCUACAUUGGGCCUCUCACAGUCACCCCCACUGUCUCCCUCAUUGGCCUGUCUGUCUUCCAGGCUGCUGGUGACCGAGCUGGCUCGCACUGGGGUAUCUCGGCCUGCUCCAUUCUCCUGAUCGUCCUCUUCUCCCAGUACCUACGCAACCUCACCUUCCUGCUGCCUGUCUACCGCUGGGGCAAGGGUUUCACUUUCUUCCGGAUUCAGAUCUUCAAGAUGUUUCCCAUUGUGCUGGCCAUCAUGACGGUGUGGCUGCUCUGCUACAUCCUGACCCUGACAGACGUGCUACCCACGGACCCAGCAGCGUAUGGCUUCCAAGCACGGACUGAUGCCCGUGGGGACAUCAUGGCUAUUGCGCCCUGGAUCCGCAUCCCCUACCCCUGUCAGUGGGGCCUGCCUACAGUGACCGUGGCUGCUGUUCUGGGAAUGUUCAGUGCGACACUAGCAGGCAUCAUUGAGUCCAUUGGCGAUUACUAUGCUUGUGCCCGCCUGGCUGGGGCCCCACCCCCUCCAGUACAUGCUAUCAACAGGGGCAUCUUCACCGAAGGCAUCUGCUGCAUUAUCGCUGGCUUACUGGGCACAGGCAACGGGUCCACCUCGUCCAGCCCUAACAUCGGCGUCCUGGGGAUUACCAAGGUGGGCAGCCGGCGCGUGGUGCAGUAUGGAGCGGGUAUCAUGCUGGUCUUGGGCACCAUCGGCAAGUUCACGGCCCUCUUCGCGUCCCUCCCUGACCCCAUUCUGGGGGGCAUGUUCUGCACCCUCUUUGGCAUGAUUACCGCUGUGGGGCUGUCCAACCUACAGUUUGUGGACAUGAACUCCUCCCGCAACCUCUUCGUUCUUGGAUUUUCCAUGUUCUUUGGACUGACGCUUCCCAAUUACCUGGAGUCCAACCCAGGAGCCAUCAAUACAGGUGCUUCUGACUUGGACCAGAUUCUGACCGUGCUGCUGACCACGGAGAUGUUUGUGGGCGGGUGCCUUGCUUUCAUACUGGACAACACGGUACCAGGGAGCCCAGAGGAACGAGGUCUGAUACAGUGGAAAGCUGGGGCUCAUGCCAACAGUGAGACGUCUACCAGCCUCCAGAGCUAUGACUUCCCCAUUGGAAUGGGCAUGGUAAAAAGAAUUGCCUGUCUGAAAUACAUUCCCAUCUGCCCAGUCUUCAAAGGAUUUCCUACAAAGUCAAAAGGUCAGCUUCCAGAACCAGAAGAUAUUCCAGAAAAUAUGGAAACUGGAUCUGUGUGCACCAAGGUCUGAAAAAUUACUUCCAAGAAAGGAAGCUCAAAAUAUUAACAGGAAAAGAAAACUACACAGGGAGCCAGAAGACCCAAGUCUGAUAUUCCAGCUGUGCCCAUGAAUUUUCAUAUAAGCACGAAUGAGCCGACUUUUCUGGAAUUCCAUUUUUGCAUCAGUUUAAAAAAGAGGGAGGGGGCCAGCAGGUACAUAGUGGUUAAGGCACUGAACUCUCACACUGACGACUGCAGCUUGAG
Tupaia belangeri chinensis (Chinese tree shrew) is the source of this 2132-nucleotide messenger RNA. It is a transcript of the gene SLC23A1, whose product is annotated as solute carrier family 23 member 1. Gene Ontology annotation, cellular component: membrane. The record is from RefSeq and is a predicted model, not a curated record. The transcript is spliced from 15 exons. NCBI's taxonomy places the organism in Eukaryota, Metazoa, Chordata, Mammalia, Scandentia, Tupaiidae. Gene Ontology annotation, biological process: transmembrane transport. The coding region runs from base 82 to 1899 and encodes 605 amino acids. Gene Ontology annotation, molecular function: transmembrane transporter activity.